Nilaparvata lugens (brown planthopper) is the source of this 2544-nucleotide messenger RNA. Its product is annotated as gastrula zinc finger protein XlCGF57.1. The record is from RefSeq and is a predicted model, not a curated record. The transcript has 2 exons. NCBI's taxonomy places the organism in Eukaryota, Metazoa, Arthropoda, Insecta, Hemiptera, Delphacidae. The coding region runs from base 241 to 1839 and encodes 532 amino acids.
CGGCGCUUCCUAACAAGAUGGCGGAUAUUAGCGUCAGGGUACUAGCCAAGUUUCCGUACUGUAUGUACACUGUGCUGUGGCAGGGGCACAGUGUCUGUGGUUUCUGGUUUGUCUAAAUGUCUAUGCUAUUACUGUGUCAGUGUAAUAAUAAAUAAUUAUUAAGAAAAUCAAUUUUGUUUUUUAUUUGUAAUUAUUAUUACUGUACCAAAUCAGAAGGUUAAAAAUUGAAUAAUAUUUGCUAUGGAUUAUGAAGGAGAAGAGUAUGGAUGCCACAGUGGAUCUAGUCCAGUCCAGAUUGAGUCAGACGACUUGGAUGGUCAAGGUCGAGUCAACUCAAGGUCAAUGACACAUGCAUCACAAGGACCAGACAUGGACAACUGUGACUGGCCAACCGAUGAACUGGAUCAAGAUCAGGACUUCAUUGAAGGAGAGUAUCAUAUUCAAAAUGGCAUCACAAACCAGGAUGUUUAUUUGGGAAACAGUUAUUCCAAAUAUCCAGUUGAAAUGAUAGUUAUCAAGCCAGAUGUACCAGCUGCAGAAGAAGAAGAAGAAGAGGAGGAAGAAGAUGAAGAACAACAACAAGAUAAAGUAGAAGUAGAAGUGAAGAAUCAAGAGAUCAAGCAAAAUAGUGUCACAAGUUUGCAGAUUGAAAGCAUCUAUUCUAAUUCAUCAGAUAGACUGAACUGUCAUCCCUCUAUACCUGAAGACAUGAAUGUUGAAAAAUCAUUUGAAGCCAAUGAUUCAGAUACAUUAGUGCAGAUUGAUGACAAUUCUUCUGAUACCUUAGCAAAUUCUGAAAGUAAAAGUAUAUCAUCAGGACUCUGUGUACCAUACUUUGAGGAACAAGGAGGUACAAGCUCCAUCAAUGAUGAGACUCUCGGAAACAAUUUGAGGAAUGAUCGUAAUGAAUGCAAUGAGGUAGACUCAUUAAUUGAAAAUGCAAGAAACAAUGUGAUUCAUGAAGAAAUUGAUAGUGGAUCAACCAACUGUCAGAAGUGUGGUGAAUCAUUCAGCAACAUCAGAGAACUGAAUUCCCAUUGUAGAAUGCUCACAUGUAGAGAACAAUACAAGUGCAAAUACUGUGGCUACAAAACAAUAUACAAAUCAAAUCUGGCCAAACAUUCAAGAACUCAUACUGGAGAAAAACCCUUUAGCUGUAAUUUCUGUGAUUACAAAUCAAUACAUAAAUCAUCUCUCACCAAUCAUCUAAGGAAUCACACUGGAGAAAGACCCCACAGCUGUCAUCUUUGUGACUACAAAGCAGCACAAAAACAAACUCUUCUCUCUCAUUUGAGGACCCACACAGGAGACAGACCCUUUAAAUGUGAUUUCUGUGACUACAAAUCAACACAGAAAUCAGCUGUAACCAAUCAUCUAAAAACUCACACAGGAGAAGGACUCUUCAGCUGUGAAUUCUGUGACUUCAAAGCAACACAGAAACAAAAUCUGAGCAUCCAUUUGAGGACCCACACCGGAGAAAGACCCUUCAGCUGUGAAUUUUGUGGCUUCAGAGCAACACAGAAAUCAUCUCUUCUCUCUCAUUUAAAGACUCACACAGGAGAAAAACCCUUUAGCUGUAAUUUUUGUGACUACAAAUCAACACGGAAAUCAGCUCUAAUCAGACAUCUUAAAAUUCACACAGGUGAAAAACCCUACAGCUGUGAUCUAUGUGAUUACAAAGCAAAAGAGAAAGGAGAUCUCAUCAAACAUUCAACAACUCACACAGGUGAAAGACCCUACAGCUGUCAUAUCUGUCACUACAAAGCAGCACGAAAAGCAUAUCUCAAAACUCACUUAGAGGCACACAAAAGAAAUACCUUACAGCUAAGAUUUCGCUGAUUACAAGGCAUCACAUCUGAGAACACACACAGGAGAACAGUGAUUUCUAUUACUACAAAGCAACAAAGAAAUCUGAUCUCUGAAGAUUCAAGGACACAUACUGGAGAAAGACUCUUCAGCUGUGAUGUUUUCAACUACCUACAAAGGAAAAUGGAAACCAGUUAUCACCAAACAUCUAAGGACUGACACAGGAAAAAAUAUUCAACUGUGAUUAUCACUUUUACUCACCUGAAGAUAUAUCUGACAACUCAUUUAGAUUGAACUUACUACAGGAUUUCAUAUAACAUAGCAGUCAACUCUCUACAGUUGAUUCAAAUACAGUUUGUGUGCUGGGGCACCUGGAUAGACACACUUAAGGCUGUUUAUCAUUUGAAUUUGAUAAUCUUUUUCAAUACAAUUGUUAAGAUCAUUUAUAAGAGUGAGAAAAAGUGGCAACUGAAAUUUUUAAGUGGUCUAAUAAGCGAGUUAUGGGUUGUUGAAGUGCUAAACUCCGUUUUCUUUCCAGAUCAUAAACGGUUUUCGACUAUUUUAACAGAACUUAGAAAUUCAAAAAAUGUAUCUUCCCAAACUAAAACAUUUUAUUCCUCAUAUUGUUCUUAAAUAAAAGAUUAACAUUUUUUGUAAAUUCGAUAACUCGUUAAUUUUGGCAUAAAUUGCAAAAAAAACGCAUAUUAGAACAAAGCCAAUGAUAUUCUGAAUGUAUUA